Paramecium tetraurelia is the source of this 1616-nucleotide messenger RNA. RefSeq lists its product as uncharacterized. Lineage: Eukaryota; Ciliophora; Oligohymenophorea; Peniculida; Parameciidae. The record is from RefSeq and is a predicted model, not a curated record. The transcript has 7 exons.
AUGUAACCUUACUAUGAUAAAGACACUGAUGAUGAAUUUUCUGAUAAUACUUCAGUUGAGGGAAUGAAUUAUAGACCACAAACUGCUCCUCCAAGUCCAAUUACAGAACUUGAAGAAUUCAAAAGGUUUUUGAUCCAAUAAUAUUAUAGAAAACCAGAAUAUGAUAUUUUGGAAAAGGCUUAACGAUACUAAAAUUAUUUAAUUUAAAGAGAUUUACAUAAAUAUGAUCUUGAUAAUCCUGAAGGUUAGCGAAGUUGUAAAAAAUACUUAAAAACAUUGGAGAAAAUGUGUAUAAUUUAUCAAGUGAAAACUUUAUCUAGAGAAUACAGAAAUACAUUUUCAAAGGCUUAUAAGAUUUUAUAUAAAGAGGAUAGAUUAUGUUAUCUUACUGAAAUAUUAGAUAGUGCACAGGAAGGCUUUCCUUACUUAUGGGUCAAUUCUGAGAAAUUUGUUUUUUCACCUGAUGUACUAUCUAAAGGAUCUAAAUUAAUAGAACUAUUUUAUAAAGUUUAACACGUUAUUAGAGUUUCAUUUUCUAGAACACUCAAAGAAAGUCCUGACUUCUCAUCCAAACUAUUAAAACAAGAUAUUGUGAGGAUAUUAGAAGAUUUUGAUUAGAUUUGGGUUGAUUUUGAAAGACUUUAUGUUAAAGAAUUGAUGGAAAUUGAAGCAAAAGCUAGAAGGUUUAUUCUUUUAGCAAUUGAAAUUGAUAAAGAGAUGACAUCCAUAGAAAUUAGAGAAAAAUUAAGAGGUAAAAUACUUGUAACAAGUGAAAACUAUAUUCAAAAAAAAGAAUAAUUCUGUAAGGUUAUAGCAUAAAUCAAUUCUGUCGCAAAUGUGGAAGGUAAAGGAAGGGAUGACUUAGGAAUAAACAUACUUUUGGAAGCAGAAGGAAUCACAAGAAGAGUGACAAAAGAACAAUCUAGUGCUGUUCGUAAUCUGGCUGAUAGUAUUAAAUCAAACUUUUAAAAAUUUCGAGAAUAAAUGAGAAAAUAUGAAGGAAAUAUCGAAAUGGUAGAUCCUUAAUUGAAGAAUAACUAAGAACUUGUAGAUUUAUUAGUUGAAUAUGAAUCCUAAUGGGAAAAAGGAUUAUACUAUUUAUUAGACCCGACAAAAUGCUAAUAAUUAAUGUACUUUUCACACAUAAUUGAAACUACUGCUGAAAAAUAUAAAUAAUUUGAAGAACAAUUAGAGUGUAGAGAUUCUGAUAUAUUUGUAACGAUUCCUUGUUUGAUUGCUUUGAAAUACUUAGAGAAUGAAGAUAGAAAUAUUUGUACUUAUUUCUUACCAAAACUAAAAGAGGAAACUUCCAUGUUAUAUCAAUAAUAUGCUUAAUUAAAAAAUGAAUUUAUAGAGUGGAGAAAUUUACACACGAAAUAAUAUGAAUACUAUAAUAUUUUGGAAAAAUAAUUAUUGGGAAUACCUUUGAGUGAGAAGGAAUAAAUUGCUCUAAAAAAUUUCAAAUUAGAUAAUAUUAUGCAAAAAAUUCGAUAAAUGUCUAUUGAAUUAUAAAGAUAUAAUGCAAUAGAAUGGAAUUACUUUAUUGAUGCAGCUAUCAACAAUAAUUGAAAAUUUUUAAAUUUAUAUAUUUAAUUAUAUUAAAUACAUGCUCUUUC